GAUAGAAGCGAUGAGAAUGUUCUCUUGAUAGUCAUCCUUAUCUUAUUAAGCUCUGUGUUCCUGCCCCACUGUCCUCUCUGCAGCUAGAGUGAGUGUGUGUGUGUUUGUGUGUAAGAGAUAGAGAGUGUGUAUGUGCUGUAGCCAGAGGGAAGCUGCUGCUCUGCUCUGCCAGUGCGAAGGCCUGUUCUCACACACACUGUGAAUUACUCUGCGUUUGUUCUUUCUCCUUUUAUUUAUAUAUUCCUGCGUGUCUCUCUCUCUUUCUCUCUCUCGCUUUACUUCGCUCUUCGAUCAUACCGUACCAGAUGAAAAUGUCAAGAGACGCAGAAAGUCUGUCAAACGGGUCGGAGAAAUCUGACCUGUCAGUGGCUCUUCAAGACUGCAUGGCAGCACUGGAUCUGUUCCUGCAAAACGAAUUUGAUGAGGCUCUGACAAGACUUAAGAGCAGGAAUAAAGAAAGCAUGUACCAUGCGCUCACAUAUGCCACCAUACUAGAAAUGCAGGCCAUGAUGACCUUCAACCCGGAGGAUAUCUUGGCAGCAGGAAACACCAUGAAAGAGGCACAGGCUGUGUGUCAACGAUACCGCAAAAAGUCUUCUUUCAACAGUAAAAACGCCACAGAAGAGGAGCUCCAUGCUGAAGUGUGCUAUGCUGAAUGCCUCCUCCAGAGGGCAGCACUUACUUUCCUUCAGGAUGAAAAUAUGAUCAGCUUUAUGAAGGGAGGGAUAAAAGUGAGGAACAGCUAUCAGAUAUACAAGGAGCUACAUACAGUCCUGAAGUCCUCAGGUUAUGUUCACGGUGACAAUCAUAGUCACUUUGAAGGAGGUGUUAAGCUUGGCGUUGGAGCCUUUAAUCUGAUGCUGUCACUGUUGCCAACAAGGACUCUCAGAUUGUUGGAAUUUGUUGGCUUCUCUGGUAACAAAGAGUUUGGUCUAGAGCAGCUCCAGGAGGGCUCCACUGAGUACACAUUUAGGUCUUUCCUGUGUAACAUGUUGUUACUUUGCUACCACACCUUCAUGAGCUUCAUUCUUGGCACUGGAGAGGGAGAUGUGGAAGAUGCAGAAAAACUGCUGCAGCCUUAUCUAAAAAUGUAUCCAAAGGGAUCCAUUUUCCUGUUCUUCGCUGGCCGAAUAGAGGAAAUCAAAGGAAAUUUGGAUGCUGCUAUCAAGCGUUUCGAGGAGUGCUGUGAAGCGCAGCAGCUCUGGAAGCAGUUCCAUCACAUGUGUUACUGGGAGCUCAUGUGGUGUUUUACCUAUAAGAGACACUGGAAGAUGGCCUACUUCUAUGCAGAUUUGCUCAGCAAAGAAAACGCCUGGUCUAAGGCCACAUAUGCAUAUAUGAAAGGUGCUUACCUCAGCAUGCUGAGUCGUGAGGAAUGCCAGCCGUUCCCGGAGAACGAGGUGGAUUUGUUUAGACAAGUUCAUGGUCUGAAGCAGAAAAUAGCUGGGAAGUCAUUACCAACAGAGAAGUUUGCCAUCAGAAAAGCUCGACGCUACAAUACAGACAAUCCCAUUCCUCUUCCUGCUCCUCCAUUGGAAAUGAUGUAUAUCUGGAAUGGCUACACUGUGAUUGGGAAGCACAAUGACCUUACAGAAGGCAUGCUGAAGACCCUGAAUGAGGCACAACAGAAGCUUGAGCAACAUCCAAGGACUGAGUUCACUACAGAUGACCAAUGUGUGGUUAGUCUACUGAAGGGGCUUUGUCUCAAACAUUUGGGCCACAAGGAGGAAGCCGAACAUUACUUCACUCUCAUCCUCUGCAAUGAGAGUCAGAUUAAAUAUGACCACUACCUGGUGCCCAAUGCUCUUCUGGAACACGGUUUACUGUGUUUGGAGGAUGGUAGAGUAGAGGAGGCCAUCAGACAUCUGGAGACAGCAAAGCAAAAUUACAAGAACUACUCCAUGGAAUCACGGACACACUUUCGGAUCCAGGCAGCACUACAUAAGGCACGAUGCACAGCUGAGAACGGAAACCACUGCUCACCCUCCAGCCCUUAGCAGCUAGGAGUUACCACUGGGGUCACAGCAGCUAUGAUCAUGCUUGACGCAGGGGGGACAGAUGCCAACAGGAGGACUUAAGGAGCACAUGACCGAUUAGAGCAGAACUAAGCUUAUAGUGAAAAAUAAUCUUCAUUUCAUUACGCACACAAACAAAUAAUACGGUACAUGGAACCACAGGUGCAUGAGUAUAGUACAUGGGGUGUAGUGCAGUUCAGUCAAGACAAAGUAAUAGCAUUAUGCUGUUAUGUCACAGAAAUGAGAUCAUGCUAUUAUAAUAUUGUAAAUGUACCACUGUUGUCAUUAAUAAUGAUAAUACAGUUACUAUACAAUAACAACAAUAUUAUCCUGGCACAUAAGGUUAAGAAAAUUGCCUCUCAAAUCACACAUCUGUCAAUCAUUUUUGGCUGUUUUUAGAACUCUUUGAUAAUGCUCUCCACAACUACCAUAGAAACUGUUGUCAUGCUGUUACAACAGUAGUCUAGACGUGGCUGUGCCUUAUGGCUUACUGUAAUAUAGUUUUAUUUGGAUUUAAAGCACAUAUGCACAGCUAUUAGUUUACUUUAUAAUUUUUGGAGGUAAAUAGGUCAUAAAAUAAACCUAUGCUUCAGAGUUUUGAAAUCAUGGGUUACUCUUCAGUUAGAGUACUGUGGCCUUGUUAAAUCUUAUGUACAGGAUUAAUCCUGUUCUCAGUUUAAUUUGUAUCAUAUUUAACAUUGUCUUGGUGUUUCUGUUUGCAUAGUUAGUCUGUUUUAGCAAUGUGUUAAAAAAAAGAAAACAUGUUUAUAACAACAUAAAAUGACUAUCUGACAAGAAUUCUGAAGAUUUUAAGUGGGUUUAUUUUCCUGUUUCUUUUUAGUAUUUAUUCACUGUUAUGGCAUCUUUCAAAAUUGUCCCGUUUUAAGUGGGCAAGCUAAAUGCGUCUUUUAGAAAGGCAAUCUCCUUCAUGUGGACUCGGUCCAGAUCGUACUUGAGCUCAAACAAACAAGUCUUUUAGAUACACGCAAGACAGGCUGGUGUCCUAACUCCAACCAGCGUUAGGGAUGCAUUGACAACCACUACAGACUUACAUUAUGAAAAGAGAGAAAAUUUAAGCUGGUUCAGGGUAGAGGUUCAGGGUUCAACUGUAAUUCUUCUAUUUUGUUUAAAUUAUAAAUGCUACUUUAUAAAGACUUUUCCCAUAGUGUGAAGUUCAACCAACUAAACAGCUGCAACAUUGUUCUCAAAUGCAGUGUAUUUUCAAAUUUAUUUUUAGGUAGACAGCCCUGCACAGCAAGGCUUAUUCUAAAGUGUGUUUUGUAUUAAUUCAUCUCAAAUCAGUUAAAUUGUGUCAGAAGGAAUUUUCUUCUACUGUAAUGCAUUCUUUAUGGUGCCUGUUUCAUGAGAUUCAGUUCUACCAAAGUCAGAUUUACAUCAUGCAAAAACAAUCAUCAGAUAAUUUUGCAAUCAUGCAUUUGCUCAGAAAUGUCAAAGCCUACUUGUAACAUGACAUUUUGUAAAGCAACUGAAUUUCAACUGCUUCAAUAGUUCUGUGUAUUUGAACUAUUAAAAGAUAUGACCCCUGGAAAAAUCAUAUUGUCUUAAAGGUGGUAAAACCAAUUUUUAUUUUUUAUUUUUUAAGAAUGAUACAUUAUAUUGUAAUUUUAUUGUAAAGGCUUCUGUUUUCUCUCUCAUUGAAAAUUCCUACUGAUUUAGGUUGAUUUUACAGGAUCUGGACUAUAGAGGUCAGCAAAAUCCUGUAUGUUGUGCAUGGCUCCUGUGCAAACAAACAUUCCUGUAAAUACUGAAUUUACAUUUUCUAAUUUAAAAUUAAAUGAUAUAAUAGCAUUCCAAAAGACAUCUCUUUGGUUUUACCUCUUCGAACCAAGCAUACUUGCCUCCUUAAAGGGAUACUUCACCCAAAAAUGAAAAUUAU
Molecule: messenger RNA, 3912 nt
Organism: Myxocyprinus asiaticus (Chinese sucker)
Lineage: Eukaryota; Metazoa; Chordata; Actinopteri; Cypriniformes; Catostomidae
Product: tetratricopeptide repeat protein 39A-like
Exons: 18
Coding region: 306-1997 (563 amino acids)
Molecular function (GO): protein binding
Source: RefSeq, a predicted model, not a curated record